Dermatophagoides farinae (American house dust mite) is the source of this 3345-nucleotide messenger RNA. RefSeq lists its product as uncharacterized. Gene Ontology annotation, biological process: protein ubiquitination; rescue of stalled cytosolic ribosome. Gene Ontology annotation, molecular function: ubiquitin protein ligase activity; ribosome binding. The record is from RefSeq and is a predicted model, not a curated record. Lineage: Eukaryota; Metazoa; Arthropoda; Arachnida; Sarcoptiformes; Pyroglyphidae.
GUUACGUGUCAAUGUGUGUGUGUGUGUGAACAACACAGUGGAUUUUUGGCUUUCGUUUGUCGUGUGCACGCGUUGGUUUUUCUUUUUUAAACUUUUCAAUCAAUUUUGGAAAAUUCUUCAAAUCGUGUGUUUUUACACAAUUUUUUUUACUUAUUUUUCUUGAUUUUUUUUCGGUUAACGUAUCCUUUACCGGUGUUGUCAAGUGGAAAUUUUUUUUUUUUCGAUUUCAGUUUUGUGGUUACGUUAUAGUUUUUUUCCCGAAACAAAAUGUCUAAUAAUAAUCCAUCGGGACGACGUCCUGGAAAACGAAUUUAUUUUAAUUCAAAUCGAAAUCAGUUGCGUAAUAAUGAUCGCAAUACACAACAACGGCGUGAUCGACGUGAAGAUAAUGAUGAUCAACCUGAUGCUGUUUCACAACAAUCACGUGGGCAUACUAAUGAACAACAAAUGCCAACUGCUUCACGUAAUGUAAUUGAAGGAGAUUAUAAUAACAAGACGGGAAAUUUUCCACGUGAUCGUUCGAAUGGCACUCAUCGUCGUAAUGAUGGUAAUGAAGAAAAUGUUCCACAACAACCGCGGGAUCGAUAUGACAAUUAUCAUAGACGUCGUAAUAAUUAUAAAGGUUAUCAAAGACAACCUAAUCGUCGCCAAGAUAAUAAUAAUAAUGGUAGCAGUGAACAAUCGGAAUCUGUUUCACAACAAUCACGUGGACAUAAUGAUGAACAACAAAUACGAACUGCUUCACGUAAUGUAAUUGGAUCAGAUUUUCCAUUACGUGAUCGUUCGGAUGGUACUCAUCAUCGUCGUAAUGAUGAUGGUCAUGAAAAUAAUGUUACACAACAGCCAAGUGAUCGACAUGAAGAAAAUGAUGGCAUCACUCAACAACAUCAACAAAAACAAAAUCCACGACGAAGAAAUCAAAAUAGACAACCUACUGGUCAUCGUAAUAAUAAUCAACAACGUACUACUGGUAAUCGUGAUGAUCAACGGCCUGUUUAUGAUUCAAAUCAAUUAAAAAUUGCCGAUACAACAAAACAAUCGAAAGAAUAUUUGAUUAUAUCUCGUAGUGAUCGUGAUGAUGAUGAUAAUGUUUUUGCAUUGUUCAAUUUGCAAGCAACGUAUACAUUUCCACGAUCAUCUAAACCAAAAAUACCAUUUUUACGUUUAUAUAAUCCACAAUGGAAUUUAUUCAAUAAAACGGCACAAUCAUCGUCAAAAAAUAAAUUUGAUACAGACAUCGCUUAUCGACAAUAUGAAGAGGAAGAAUUCUAUAAAAAAAAUUGUAAUGAGAGUCCUGAAUUUUGGAACAAUUUUUACAAAACUGGAUCAACCAUCGGUGUUCGUAAACAACCGGCUGAAAAUCUGAUUGAAUGUCCAAUAUGUAAACGGAAUUUUGAUCCAAAUGAAGAAUGUAUUGCUUAUACAGAAUGUUCACAUAUGAUGUGUAUUGAUUGUUGUGUAAAAUGCAUUGGACUUUAUCAAUCAUGUCCAGUUUGUAGACAUUCAAGUGAAAAAUUGAUAAUGUCCUCAAAACAAUUGGAUUAUGAUCAAUUAAUAGAUCAUUCAAAUUUCAAUUUCGAAACAACUGAAAUUGGACUUGUUGCAUUCCAUUUGAUGGAUGCUCAACAGAUUGAAAAAUAUUUUCGUUCAUUAUUGUUUGUUGGUUGUACAAAAGAUGGUGAUGGUGAUGAUGAUGAUGACUGUCGUAAAUUUAAUGUAUAUCGUUUUGAAAAAAAUUAUCAAGAUUAUUUCCAAAAAAUUCAGGAUCUUUUUCGUCAUAUUCAUGUCAAACAUAAUCGUUACAUUUGUAUGAUCUGCAUUACAACAUUACGUUCAUGUAUCAAAUAUAUGAUUGAAUAUAAACCAAAUGAUUUUUAUCAACAUUUAACCAUUGGUAAUCGUUUGAUUGAUGGUACACCGAUUGAACAUGUUUAUUGUCAUCUUUGUGGCUAUUAUUUAUUUGACAAUGAUCAACUCUGGGAACAUUGUAAACGUGAUCAUUUAAGCUGUUAUCUUUGUAAUUCAUUUUUUGCAAUUGAUAUGUCCAAUAUGAUUGUACAUUAUCGUCAAGAACAUUGUUAUUGUAGUAUUUGUAAUUUGGCAUUUCAGAAAAAAGAUUUGGAACAACAUAAACGUUUACAUCCUGAUGAUCAAGAUAUUGAAUAUUGUCAUGGAUCGACUAUUGUAGAUGAUGAGGAAUCACCAUCAUCACAACAACAACAGCAGCAGCUGCAGCAGUUACAGCAACAACAACAACAGACUACAACAACAACAGUUGCUAGCCGUGGUUAUAUUGACCAAAUUGAUUUACAAUUUCGACGUCAAUAUAAAAAUGCACAAUCCAUGGAUAAAUGUGCACCAAUUGCUGGCCCAUCAAUUGAAAGUUAUAUGAUUAAUUUUCCGGCAAUAUCAUCAAAUGUUGUGCCUAGUUAUCCAAGUAUAGAGCCAAUUCAACAAAAGCCAGGAAAUGUAUAUGAUCAAGAUUUUCCAUCUUUGAUUCCAGAAUCAUCAUCAACCGCUAAUAUAAUGACCAAAACCAGUUUUGCUCACGCCAGUGUUGGACUAUUAGCUCGUAAAGAACAACCAAAAUCUACAAUGAAAAACCACCGACCAGUAAAACCAUCGUCAAAUAAAGAAUGGAAAAAACUGGAGAAUGAUAAAAUGAAAUCUAAAAUGAAUGAACCAAAAUAUUCGGAAAUACAAACCACAAUACCGGAAGAUGAAACAAUACCACCAUCAUCAAUAUUGAAAAAAACGGUAACUAAAAAUGAUAAAAAACAAACAUCAAGUGGUAAGCAAAAAUUGGACACUAUUUUUGAUGAUUUUCCACCAUUAACUUCUACUAAUGCUUGCUCCAAUCAUCAUCAAAACAACAACAACAACAACAGUCAAAUAAAGAACAAUUAAAUAAAUUGGAAUCAUAUAAAGAAGUUUUGAAAGAUAAAUUUCAACAAAGUGGUGAAUCAAAACCAAAAAAAGUUGAUACAAAACCACGUCAGAAACAAGACGAAUGGCCAACACUUGAUGAUGUUUAUUAUCCACCACCAUCAUCAACAUCAAAACAGAAAUUGAAAAAAGAUAGGCCAUUCGAUGAUCAACGAAGAUGAUGAUCAUUCAUAACACUAUUUCUUAUUCAACCAUUUCCAAAUAUGCAACAACGACAAGAUAAAUUGUAUCGAUCAAUUGGAUAGGAAUUUUUUGUUAAAAAUGAUCGUUAUCAAGAAUUUGUUUUAUAAAAAUUGAAGAUACGUGUUUUUAUGUGUUCCUGUCAAUAUAUGCGAACUUUAAUGCUGCAUCUUUUUAGUUGAGUGACAACUAAAACGCGUGCCAUUGUGCAAACCAUUU